UCCAAAUCCUAGAGGCCAUUGUUCGUUCUUGGGUUUUUCUUCGGAGAAAUACCGGAUAAGACUUCACUCUCUUCGCAGCCUCUCCCUUCUUUCUCUCUCUCUCUCUCUCCCCCCCUCUCCCGCGCCCAAAUGCGAUCUACGCCCAUAAAUCUCACUUCUUGAAAAGUGAAAAACCCUAACCCUAAUCAUUAAAACCCCAAAUGGCGGCCAUCGCCUCUGUAUCCUUCGCCUAUCUCGGGCACUCAUCUGAUCGGAGAUUCUCUUCCUCUGCUGCUCGAUUCGUGGGGCCCACUGGAUUCGGUGGCUUCAGGACCAAAGCUCGUAAUUUGAGUGCUCGACUGAUCGUUCGCUGUUCUGUAGGCACAAGUGGUGUCCCGCCUGCGGUGUCCGAGACAAAAAUGAAAUUUCUCAAGUCCUACAAACGGCCCAUCCCAAGCAUAUACAAUACAGUAUUGCAGGAGCUUCUUGUUCAGCAACAUCUGUUGAGGUACAAAAGAACUUAUCAGUAUGAUGCCAUUUUUGCACUUGGCUUCGUCACUGUCUAUGAACAGUUAAUGGAAGGCUAUCCAAGCGAUGAAGAUCAGGAUGCUAUUUUCAGAGCCUACAUUGAGGCUCUAAAUGAGGAUCCUGAAACAUACAGAAGUGAUGCAAGGAAACUGGAAGAGUGGGCCCGUGCUCAAAAUGCAACCUCAUUAGUAGAUUUCUCAUCAAGGGACGGGGAAGUUGAAGAUAUCUUGAAGGACAUUGCUGAGAGGGCCCAGGGUAAGGGAAAUUUCAGCUACAGUCGGUUCUUCGCAAUAGGUCUGUUUCGUCUACUUGAGUUGGCAAAUGCGACGGAACCUACCAUUUUAGAAAAGCUUUGUGCAGCCCUAAACAUAAACAAGCCAAGUGUGGAUAGAGACCUUGACGUAUAUCGCGGCCUUCUAUCAAAACUGGUUCAAGCAAAGGAGCUCUUGAAGGAAUAUGUGGAUAGAGAGAAGAAAAAGAGGGAGGAGAGGGUUGGAUCUCAGAAAGCUAAUGAAGCCGUUACAAAGUGUUCAGGAGAUUUUCUAUAUUCAAGGCAUUAGCUCCAGCAAGGUAACUUCAAGACGUACCAAGUGCUUAUUUCAUGGAAUUUUAAUGGAGUUCCUUUACAUUCUUCGAGGCAAACUGUGACCUGUAAAGUACUCAUGCUAUAUAGCAGGUUAUGUUCCACAUAGUACUAUUUUGGAGUGUGAGCAUACAUGCAAGUCAUAAUUAUUUAGUUGCUUCGCUUUUCUCUUUUUUAUGUAAUUUUCUGUCAUUUUUGUUACCUGUAAAUGCAUGCGGAUCACUAUUCUCCAAAGUAAUGCAAAGUACAAUUUGUUAUG
This is a messenger RNA of Asparagus officinalis (garden asparagus), 1349 nucleotides long. Its product is annotated as protein THYLAKOID FORMATION1, chloroplastic. Bases 201 to 1067 code for a protein of 288 amino acids. Gene Ontology annotation, biological process: photosynthesis; thylakoid membrane organization; photosystem II assembly. The transcript has 5 exons. Lineage: Eukaryota; Viridiplantae; Streptophyta; Magnoliopsida; Asparagales; Asparagaceae. Gene Ontology annotation, cellular component: chloroplast thylakoid. The record is from RefSeq and is a predicted model, not a curated record.